Molecule: messenger RNA, 2091 nt
Organism: Carya illinoinensis
Lineage: Eukaryota; Viridiplantae; Streptophyta; Magnoliopsida; Fagales; Juglandaceae
Product: disease resistance protein RPV1-like
Exons: 5
Coding region: 1-2091 (696 amino acids)
Biological process (GO): defense response
Molecular function (GO): ADP binding
Source: RefSeq, a predicted model, not a curated record
AUGGUACACCAUACAUCUUUACAUGUAGUCAAGUAUCCAGUUAGAAUAGAGUCUCGUAUACGGGAUGUUUAUCAGCAUUUAGGUAUUGGAAGGAAUGAUAUUACAUGCAUGAUAGGGAUAUUUGGAGCUGGUGGAAUCGGUAAGACAACUAUUUCAAAAGAGAUCUAUAACAUGAUUUCUUCUCAAUUUGAAGGGAGUUGUUUUUUGAAAGACUUUAGAGAAACUUCAAAGCAAGCAAGUGGUCUAAUUCAAUUGCAAAACAAACUUCUUUAUGAAAUCUUAAGAAUAAAUAUGGAUGUUCGUGAUAUUGAUAGAGGAAUCAAUGUGAUUCGGCAUAGAUUUCGCUCUAAAAGAGUUCUCCUCGUUCUUGACGAUGUGGAUGAGUUAGUCCAACUAGAAAAUUUAACUAGUGAUCGUAAUUGGGUUGGGUUGGGAAGUAGGAUUAUCAUAACAACAAGAAAUCGACAUUUACUAAAUAACCCUAAAUCUGAUUCAGUAUAUGAGGUGGAGAUAUUGGACGACAAUGAAGCUCUUCGACUCUUUAGUAGGCGUGCUUUUGAGGAAGAAGAACCGAUUGAAAAUUAUGUAGAACUCUCUAAAAAAGUAUUGCAAUAUGCUCAAGGCCUUCCACUAGUUCUAUCAAUUUUAGGUUCGGAUCUAAAAAGUCAAAGUUUACAUCAAUGGGAAAGUGCAUUGGAUAAGUAUAGAAAAACUUCCAACGGAAAUAUUCAAAAAGUACUUGAAACAAGUUAUGAUGGGUUGGACAAUAAUGAGAAGAAUAUGUUCCUUGAUAUUGCAUUUUUCUUCAAAGGAGAACUCUUGGCUAAUGUCAUAAAAAUAUUUGACAGUUGUGGUUUUUCACAAGAUGAUGGUAUCAACAGGCUUAUAGACAAGUGUCUUAUUACUGUUGAUAGCGAUGCAUUGUGGAUGCAUGACGUACUGCAAGAUAUGGGUCAGGAAAUUGUUAGACUACAAUCACCCAAAGAACUUGGUAAACGCAGUAGAUUGUGGUUUCAUGAGGAUGUUCAUCAUGUGUUAGAAGAAAGUACGGGAACAAACAAAGUUGAAGGCAUAGUAAUAGAUUUGCCCGAUGGCAAAGACAUGAUAAACUUGGGUUCAGAUGCAUUUUUACCAAUGAAAGGACUUAGAGUUUUUAUAAAUCGUAAUGCACAUUUUUUUGAAGGGCCUAAUUAUCUCUCUAAUGAGUUAAGAGUACUUGAUUGGUUUGAAUAUCCUAUGCAAUCUUUACCACCCAAUUUCAAUGGAAAGAAACUAGUCAUCUUUCGAAUGUGUGAUAGCUUGGUCAUGGAGUUAGGCCAGAGAUUUAAGAACUUGAGAACUAUGGAUCUCAUUGAUUGUAAAUUCUUAACGAAGAUUCUAGAUCUUUCAAAUUGCUCUAACCUCUCAAUAUUUCCAAGAAGCCUCAAGUUGAGAUCUCUACAUAAGCUUAAUUUUAACGGUUGCACAAGUUUUCGUAAUUUUCCUGAAAUCGAGGGUAACAUGGAAAAUUUACGUACAUUACAUGUAGAGGGCACUGCAAUUGAAGAACUUCCUUUACGAAAUCUAGUCGAGCUUUCUGUUUUAAAGCUAACAAGAUGCAAAAAACUUGUUGGUCUCCCAGCUUGCAUUCUUGUUUUUCAAAAUAUUUUAAAUUUUGGAAGGAUGGAUAACAGACAAUCUGUUGUGGCUAUUGAGCAUACAACAAUGGAAGAUGAGAUCAUAUCAUCAAGUGAAGAACAGCUCCAUGAAUUGCAACCUCCAGCAAAUUCAAGCAAUGGGAGCACUUCAUUACAAGUGUUGAAUCUUCCAAAUUGUUGCCAAUCAGAAUCAAAUUUGUGUCCAUUGUCAAAUUUGUUUACAAUGUUUAAUUCCAAGGCCAUUUUGUAUCAAUUAAUUGUGUUUAAUUGUACAAUUGUUAGCCUUCCCACUCGCAUCAAAGGAUUUGUCAAACUGACUUUUCUUGAUUUGCGCCAUUGCAAGAAACUUGAAGAAAUAUUAGAACUUCCACCAAAUAUAAAGAAACACUCUGUGAGUUGGCUUCGUGGUUCACGGCAUAUUGAUCUGUCCCUCUCGGCAUCAUCAUCUCGGUAG